Molecule: messenger RNA, 3597 nt
Organism: Lathyrus oleraceus (garden pea)
Lineage: Eukaryota; Viridiplantae; Streptophyta; Magnoliopsida; Fabales; Fabaceae
Exons: 2
Coding region: 249-3449 (1066 amino acids)
Source: RefSeq, a predicted model, not a curated record
AAAUAUAAACAUACAUGCAUUCGGUAAGAAGAAAAAUUAUAAUAAAUAAACUAUAAAAUCACUCAAAUAAAUAAUAAACAAACACCAAAAUAACGCAAGUACCAAAAUCUUCGCAGAAGAAGAAGGUGCAAUACUCACGCAGCCGCAGGUGAAAAUGUUGCACUGUGUCUGAAAGGCAGAAGUUUCCCGUCUGCGUUUUUUAUGAUUGAGGGGAACUACUUUAAUUGAGUUUUGAUUUCAUCUUACUCAUGGAGUGCAACAAGGAUGAGGCUCUGAGGGCAAAAGAAAUAGCUGAGAAUAGAUUGCAGACUGGUGACUUUGCAGGGGCACUGAAGUUUGCUAUGAAAGCUCGGCGACUGUUUCCUGAUACCCAGAACAUCACUCAGAUUAUUACUAUUUGUGAGGUUCACUGCGCUGCACAGAACAAACUCUCUACGUCUGAUAUGGACUGGUAUGGAAUUCUUCUAACUGAAAAAUUUACUGAAGAAGCAACGAUAAAGAAACAGUAUAGAAAACUUGCGCUGCUACUUCAUCCGGAUAAAAAUAAAUCUGCUGGGGCAGAGGCUGCUUUCAAGUUGAUUGUGGAAGCUAACAGAAUAUUGAGUGACCCAGCAAAGCGUUCUUUAUAUAACAUGAAGGUUAGUCGCCUUGCUGGAAUUAAAGCACCUCAGGCUUCAUCCCAUCACCAUAAUAGUUUUCAUUCACAGUUCCAUACUCAAAGUUCAAAUUUGAAUCAGAAGGAGACAUUUUGGACAUCAUGCCAACAUUGUAAUACUAAGUACGAGUACUACAAAAACAUUAUAAAUGCUACCUUGCAUUGUCGACAAUGUUUUAAACUCUUCAAAGCCUGCGAUAUCGGGUCGCCGGUUGCACCGCCAGGACAUACAUCAUCAUUUUACAGACAUAAAGAUACUCCAAACCAAGUGCCACCAAAACAAGCAUCACAAAGUAAUGGUGGAAAACCUUAUGGUAAAGGACCGGAGGACAUGUUUGUGCCCCAUCGUCCUGUAUCAACAAAACGUGGGGCUGGAGACGGGGCUUCUUGUAAAGUUCAAAAGAGUAAAGAUGGCCAUGGGGCCUCUUGUAAGGUUCAAAAGAGUAAAGAUGGCCAUGGUACUGCAGGUGUGACGAAGACUGCUGCUGGAACUUCCAACCAUGCUACAUCUAAGGCCAAGCAAUCACGAACCCAAACAAAUGUUGGAAGUAAGAGAGCAAGGCAGUCAGCAUCAGCAGAUUCAGUUGAUGGAAAUGGCAUGAAAGAUAACAAUGUUCAAGAAAAUGAUGUUGAUCCUUCCGGACUUGACACAGGAGUCCAUUCUAGGAAAUCUUCCAGGAAAAAGCCACAACAAGAUGAAUCUUUUAAGACCACUAAAGUGGAGAAAAGAGAAGUGCCUCCUAAUGGUGGGUUGUUCAAUAAGACAAGUCCAACUAGUUUCACUGCUGAUGUGGCUGGUGAGAAUGGAGAGACGAGAAACAAAACAAAUGGCCAACCUGAAAAAACAGAUCUAAGGAAAAAGGUGAAAGUUGAGCAAUUGAAUCCAAAAAGAAAGGAGACAUCCAAUCCCAAUAUUAUAUUCUGUCCUGAUCCAGAAUUCAGUGAUUUUGAUAAGGUUAGGAUAAAGGAUUGUUUUGCUGCUGAUCAAUACUGGGCUAUUUAUGAUGAUACUGAUUCUAUGCCAAGAUUCUAUGCUCGCAUCAAGAAGGUGCACUCCCCUUUCAAACUGGAAUAUACUUGGCUGGAACCAAAUCCAAAUCUAAAAGAUGAGAUUGAAUGGCAUGAUGCAGAUUUGCCUAUUGCAUGCGGUAAGUACAGACUUGGAAGUACUCAGAUAACUAAGGAUAUUGAUAUGUUCUCUCACAAAGUGCAUUGUGUAAAAGGGAGUGCUAGAGGUUCUUAUCUGGUAUAUCCCAUGAAGGGAGAAACUUGGGCAAUUUUCAGACAUUGGGAUAUAGGAUGGGCUUCUAAACCUGAAAAGAAUGCAGAAUAUCAAUUUGAAUUUGUCGAAGUCCUUUCUGAUUUUGAUGAGAAAGAUGGUGUUAAAGUUACUUAUCUGAGCAAGGUGAAAGGGUUUGUUUGUCUCUUUCAGCAAACUGUGCAGAAUGAAGUUGGAUUAUUUUGUGUUCCACCUAAUGAGUUGUAUAGGUUUUCACACCGAGUUCCUUCAUUUAUGAUGUCUGGUGGUGAAAGGAAAGAUGUUCCAAAAGGAUCAUUUGAACUUGACCCUGCUGGCUUGCCUAAGAGUGUUUUUCAGGUUCAAGUCGGCGAUCCGGGUGAUGUGAUGGACGAUGGAAGGUUAAACAAUGGAGUCAGUUCUUGCCAGGAAUCAUCCAAGUGUAAAGUUGACCAGGCAAAGUGUAACGAGAGUAUUCCCAAAGCAAAAUUGCGAGAAAGUGGUGGUCCUGAAAGAGUUACACCUAUCAAUAAAAAACCGCCAAUGUCAAAAGCAGAAAAUAUGGGCAAUGGUCAUACAAGUACUAGUCAACACAUGGUCAGAGAACCCGAUAAGAACACUAGCCACAGGGACUACAGUCAACCAGAGGGAAGUGAAGCUGUUGCAAGCCAGACCAACAAGAAUUUCAAGUCACCACAGAAACCCAACAAGAGAAAUUAUCACGUGGAGACAUCGACAGUUCGAAGGUCACCAAGAGAUUUAAGCAAGAAAAAUGAUGCAGGAGGUGCUGGUGAAUGUGCCACUAGCAAGUUGGCUGAUAAUCAUUCCAACACUAACAAUAAUGUUAAGGAAACUCAGUCGGUGGAAAGCGGUCGUGCGUGCUUGAGAAAAGAUUCCGGAGUUAUGGGAGCACGUCAUGACUUUAAUAAGGAAAAAUCUAGGGAGAUGUUUCAGUGUGGUCAGAUAUGGGCAAUAUACGGUGAUAGGGAUAAUAUGCCUGAUGUUUAUGUUCAAAUCAAGAAGAUUGAAUCCACCUCUAAUUUUAGGUUGCAUGUAUCCGAACUUGAACCCUGCUCGCCACCUGAAGGUUUCAAGCGAGCAAUAUCCUGUGGAUCCUUCAAAAUAAAAAAAGCCAAACCUCAAAUUCUUUCUCCCUCAGCAUUCUCUCAUCAACUAAAAGUUGAACCCAAGGAAAAUAGUAUAUAUGAAAUUUACCCUAAAAAAGGUGAGAUUUGGGCUUUAUACAAGGACCAGAAUUAUGAACUUACUUCUUCAGACCAGGACAGAGGCAGAAGUGAAUGUCAUAUAGUAGAAGUAUUAGCAGAUAGUGACAAGGGUAUAGAAGUUGUUAUUCUGUUGCGUUUUAGCGGAUCUCAGCCAAUUUUCAAAGCUCCCAUUAUGCGGCGAUCUAAGACCGGUGUAAUUGAAAUAUUAAGAGAAGAGGUUGGUAGAUUUUCACAUCAGGUUCCUGCUUUUCAACAUAGUGGAGAAGACGAUCUUCAUCUCAGAGGGUGUUGGGUGGCCGAUCCGUCUUCCAUUCCUGGUGUUGCAGUAUAGCCAUUUUAUUUCGUCUCUCAUUUUGUUUGUUGUGAACUUGUGUUUUACUAUACAAUUAGACCCAGCUGUUGUAUGAAGUAUAAGGAAUGUAUGCAAAUGGCAGAAAAUAUUUCCUCAUUCCAUAUUUUGAUCAGUUGUUUUGGUUACA